Molecule: messenger RNA, 578 nt
Organism: Drosophila grimshawi
Lineage: Eukaryota; Metazoa; Arthropoda; Insecta; Diptera; Drosophilidae
Gene: Chrac-16
Product: chromatin accessibility complex 16kD protein
Exons: 1
Coding region: 112-495 (127 amino acids)
Cellular component (GO): CHRAC; nucleus
Molecular function (GO): protein heterodimerization activity
Source: RefSeq, a predicted model, not a curated record
UAAAUCAUCUGCUUCGUGCUGCCAAUUUUUGUAAUUGACGCGUUUAGCAUUUAGCGCUGAAAGAGGAGCUAUCAAAAACAGAAUAACAUUUUUAUUCAGAAUAAAUCAAAAAUGAUUGACAACGGCAAAACGCAGCAACAACUGCAGCAGCAGCUGCCACUCAGCAGGGUGCGCACAAUCAUGAAGAGCUCGAUGGACACGGGCCUAAUUACGAACGAGGUACUCUUCCUUAUGACCAGAUGUACGGAGCUAUUCGUACAGCACUUCGCCCGGGAGGCGUACACAGCGUCUUUAUCCAAGCGGAGUGGCGAAACACUCAAAUAUGAGCAUUUGUCGCAGCUGGUUAACAAGAACAAAUAUCUGGAGUUUCUACUUCAAAUUGUGCCCGAAAAGAUACGCGUCAGCGAAUUUCUAGAAAUGUUGCGCCUCAAUCGUUCCAGCGCCAGCGAUGAAGACUAUGAAACUGGCACCGAAUCCGAGAUGGAAGACGAAUAGCAGCGCACCGUGCCCCAAAAUAUACAUUAAGAAACUAUCAUAAUUAGUAAAAAGAAAAUAAAUAAAACUAACCUUUACUUUAA